Messenger RNA from Sesamum indicum (sesame), 1626 nucleotides. RefSeq lists its product as uncharacterized. Gene Ontology annotation, molecular function: zinc ion binding. Lineage: Eukaryota; Viridiplantae; Streptophyta; Magnoliopsida; Lamiales; Pedaliaceae. The record is from RefSeq and is a predicted model, not a curated record.
AUUCCUCUUCUUGGAGUCAUCUAAACCAAAAACCUCUCACACUUUCAGAGAAUGGAAGUUUGAGCUCUGAAACCCCUUUUGCAAGAAACAAUUGUUACAGUCUCCAGCCAAUUUCUAUGCACUGGAGAAGUUUUUUGUUUGACGAGAAUUAAGGUUUUUUUUUUUUGUUUUCAUCUGUAUGAAAUUGAGCUCGAAUUUUUGAUUUUAUCAUCAAAUAAUGGAGGGUGAGCACUCUGAAGAUUCACCGUUGGUGCCGCCGCCAUUGAUCACUGAGCCCUUGGAGAUUGACCUCGAGGCCGGCCCUGAUGAGCAAAUUCAGUGCCGAAUUUGCCUCGAAACUGAUGGUAGAGAUUUUAUUGCUCCUUGCAAGUGCAAAGGGACAUCAAAGUAUGUCCACAGAGAAUGUCUGGAUCAUUGGCGUGCUGUGAAGGAAGGGUUUGCUUUUGCUCACUGCACAACUUGCAAGGCCCCGUAUUAUUUAAGAGUCCAUGUCAUUGCUGAUAGGAAAUGGCGAACAUUGAAGUUCCGAUUUUUCGUCACUAGGGAUAUUCUAUUUAUCUUUUUUGCCGUGCAGCUGGUUAUUUCUCUACUGGCAUACUUGGUGUAUUUUAUUGAUAGUUAUCAGAAAUUUUGGCUUCGUCUGACCUGGGGAUUUGAUGGAGAAUUUAGUUUCUACUACAUCUGUGGAGCACUAUUAUUUUUUGCGUUGCUUGGAUUGUCUGGCUGCUUCAUAACUUGUUAUGAUCGGAGAGUACGCAAUGAUCUAGCACAACCAUGUCGAGAGUUGUGCCUUUGUUGUUGCCAUCCUGGAGUAUGCGCUGAUUGUCAUUUGCCUGGAACACUUUGCAUGUGGACAGACUGUACUACAUGCUUCGAAAGUUGUGCUAGUGCAGCUGGUGAAUGUGGUUGCAUGGGAGGUGCCGGUGAAGCCGGAUUGCCAUUGUUACUAAUAAUGGCUUUAGUCGUGCUCGGUUUAUUUACCGUCAUUGGUAUAUUUUACAGCGUGUUGGUGGCCACAAUGGUUGGACAAAGGAUUUGGCAGCGGCACUACCACAUACUAGCAAAAAGAAUGCUGACGAAAGAGUAUGUUGUUGAGGAUGUUGAUGGUGAGAUGACUGGAGCCGAUUGGUCUCCCCCGCCUCUUCCGUCUGAGCAUGUCCAGCAGCUGAAAGCACUAGGACUUCUAUGAACGGCCGAUUUGACAAGUGGUGAUAUUCACAGAGACGGACUAACUCUGCUCCUUUUAGGUUGGCACCUAAGUCUUUGCAAUUUAAUUAUGAGAAAUCAACGACGUGAAAUGCAUUGAUGUUGUUCAAAUAUGUUGAUAAUCCAGUAUGAGGAAAUGUAUAACUUGUAUGAGUGUGACUGAUAUAAUCCCUAUCUGUUUCUUUACUUUGUGAAAAAGGAAAUGAUUGAUGGCAUAUGUAAUCUGUGAAAUGCAAACUCUGAUUAUGGCUAAAUUGCCGUAUAUCAUCAGUUACACUAGCAAUGAUCUUCUGCUAAGCAUUUGUGAUGUUCAGACAGGAGGCUGAGUCGCGUCGUGAUUGUUGUUAUUACUGGUAUUAUGUGUUGGGUAAAUGUAAAGGUGUUUUGGUUUAUACUUGUAUGAAUGGACUUUUUUCUUUU